GAGCUGCUGCUGCUGCUGAUCCAGGGGGAGGACGGAGAACCGCAGCACGGCACGCUCCAGAGAGAGAGAGAGAGAGAGAGAGACAGAGAGAGAAGAGGAAAUGGUGGAGGAUCUGUUCGAAGGGUUGCCGCCACCUUCUUCGAACCCACAAGAGGCCCAAGCUCCAGAGCGAGAGCAGGUACGGGGAGGAGGGAAGCCUCGCGCCCCGUCCCCUGUUCCGCCUCCGCCGCCUCCGCCAUCGCCUCCGCCGCGUCCUGCUCUCAAGAGCGCCCUCAAGCGGCCCAAGUCCGACGAGCCCAAUCCCCCUCCAGGUGCCGAGUUGGGGAAACGUUUGAGGUUCAAGACGCAUACAGAUGCCUCGGAAGCUCAAGUCAUAGAUGCCAUGAAGAAAAUUGCAUCUCACAUCCGAAAUCCCACAAAGCUUGGCAAGGCGUCGAAGCUGGCCAUACAGUUGAUACAGGCAGGGAGCGUGAAGCCCGGGACGAGGGAUUACUUCUUUGCCAUACUCGAAGCUGCAAUGUCUUUGUCGACAGCUUGUACUGAUCAAUCAGUGCGGGCAGAUUAUCAUGCAUUGUUCUCUGCGGCGCAAGAUGCAGCUGAGCAUUUAAGUGAUAAGCAAAAAAAUCAGUUGACUACAUGGACAAUUCAGGCGGUGGUGGCAAAUGAUCUGUUCACUGAUGACAGCUUUGUGUUCUCCAGAACUGCUGGAAGAAUAAAAGACACCAUAUCCAAUCUACCAGUUGCUACUGAGGCUGAUGACAUAGAGGAAGCUGCAGCUCUGGAAGCUGAGAAGGAAUCAACUGAUCUGCCUGGGAAUCAGGAGCUGCCUCCUGAUAAUCAUCUGGGAGCCAAUAACGAGGGAGAGCUUGACCCAUUUGGGCUUGAUGCACUUAUCCCGAGUAAAGCGAAGAAAGAUGAAAAUUCAAAGGGAAAGAAAGAUAUGGCAGCCAAGAUGAGGAAGGAAGAAGAGGAUGAACAUAAGAGAUUUCUCAAGUCGGAGAGAGAAGCCUUGAUUGUCUGUUUAGAGAUCGCUGCACGCCGGUACAAAACUCCAUGGUGUCAGACGGUCAUAGACAUAUUAGUAAAGCAUGCCUUUGAUAACGUGUCAAGGUUCACAUCUAAACAGAGGGAGGCCAUCACAAAACUUUGGGCUUCCAUUCGAGAGCAGCAAAAUCGCAGAAAGCAAGGGAAAUCUGUGUCUGGGAAACUUGAUGUGAAUGCUUUUGAGUGGCUUCAGCAAAAAUAUUCUACCGAAAAGAUCAGCAUUAGGCAUUCUGUUGGAGGUAGUGGAGAUCGUCGCGCUCAGCAAUGGCUUGGUUGAACAUUUCUUCCUCCUUGUGUAGCAUUAGUAAUUGGUUUUCAUGGGGGAGGGUGAUUAUUGGGAUUGUUGACAUCAAUUGUUCAUAGGGAGUUGCUUGUACAAACAAAAAUCACCCGGCAUACUGUGAAUUGACUGAUUGGAACUUCUUGAUCAAACUGAGAAUUUUCUUGCAA
Messenger RNA from Eucalyptus grandis, 1494 nucleotides. RefSeq lists its product as uncharacterized. Lineage: Eukaryota; Viridiplantae; Streptophyta; Magnoliopsida; Myrtales; Myrtaceae. The record is from RefSeq and is a predicted model, not a curated record. The transcript has 5 exons. Bases 101 to 1321 code for a protein of 406 amino acids.